This is a messenger RNA of Fusarium fujikuroi IMI 58289, 1557 nucleotides long. Its product is annotated as related to Ca2+/H+-exchanging protein, vacuolar. Gene Ontology annotation, biological process: intracellular calcium ion homeostasis; calcium ion transmembrane transport. The transcript has 6 exons. Lineage: Eukaryota; Fungi; Ascomycota; Sordariomycetes; Hypocreales; Nectriaceae. Gene Ontology annotation, molecular function: calcium:proton antiporter activity. The coding region runs from base 1 to 1557 and encodes 518 amino acids. Gene Ontology annotation, cellular component: fungal-type vacuole membrane. The record is from RefSeq and is a predicted model, not a curated record.
AUGAGUCCCUCCCUCGCAACGGAGACCACCAGAUACAAUGACUGCUCACCGUCAAGUGCGAGCGAAGAUGAAGAUGACGCGCCCGACCCGCUGAAUCACCAUGGCAUCGAUUUCAGUAUACGAGGAGAUGGCGUUCGAUACCAACAGCUUGGAAUUUCGAACUCAAAUGAUUUGGAGACGCAGUCACCGCCUCUUGACCGUACGCAGUUCGACUUUAGCAGCCACCAUGAGGGAGUCUCAUUUUUCGGUCAGAUUCGAUCAACGGUCGUUGCAUCGAGACUGAACUGGUUGCUUGUUUUUGUACCGAUUGGAUUGGCGGCGCAUUCGUUCCAGAUUAAUCCUCUCGCGAUUUUCAUGACGAAUGCAAUUGCUAUCGUGCCGCUGUCUGUCAUGUUGACAGAGGCGACGGAGCGUAUUGCUGCUGAUGCGGGAGAUACGAUCGGUGCGCUGUUGAACAUUACGCUUGGAAAUCUUGUUGAAUUGAUUAUCUUCGUUGCAUUGGUAAAUAAUCACAUUCGCAUCGUUCAAGCUUCGAUUUUAGGUAGUGUUCUCGUGAACCUUCUUCUUAUCUUGGGCUCUGCGCUUUUUGCAAGCAGCAUGUCCAAUAUCGACCCUCACAGCAGCAUGGAAGAGUCUGAGCUCCUGGCCGCUCUCCUCUUCGUCUCAGUCUUUGUCAUUCUCAUUCCUACUGCAUUUGACUACACUUUCCAUAUGAAAGGAAAGAAGAGCGAAGCUGCGUUGAGCAUGAGCCGUGCUUCAUCGCUGGUAGUCCUCGUCAUCUACAUCGUGUAUUUCGCGUAUGAGAUGAGACCCAAGCAUGUCGAAGCCCCAGCAAUUCCAUUACAACCACUACACACAGAGCAUCACCAACACCGACGAAAUCAAGGCUCAACGUCUCAUAGUGCGAGGCUCAUUCGGGGGAACUCACGAUCUCACUCGCGUUCUGGCUCGAGGACUGAGUUUCAUGGUUCGGAGAUGCGGGACCUUUCGGUUGGGAGUGCGCAGUCGAGAACGACUAUUAUGGAACGACCGGAAGUACCGGGUCACCCAUCGCACCCUUCCAGCACGAGCGGCACUGUAGCUGCUGUUACAGUGCUGUUUGUCUCAUCGGCGCUCAUGUCGAUGAACGCCGAGUUUCUCGUCAAGACUAUUGACGAUGUCACUCAUGAAGGUGGUCUAUCAGAAGCUCUGAUCGGCCUGAUCAUUCUUCCCGUGGUUGGAAACAUCGCGGAGUACGUGACUGUCGUCACAGUCGCCAUGAGAAACAAGCUCGAGCUCGCUAUUUCUGUUGCUGUCGGAUCAGCGAUUCAGAUUGCACUUUGCGUCGCACCAUUAACGGUCCUGAUAGCUUGGAUGCUUGGUCGGGAUCUUGAAAUGGCGUUCAACGUCUUUGAAACCACGACAUUAGUUGGAUCGGGUUUAUUGAUCAACCUACUGAUUCUGAGUCGUGCGGGCACUGCCAUCAGAGCUAUCGGGCUGAAAGGCGCUCUGAUGUUUGCCUGCUAUGUCAUUAUUGCCCUUGGUGCGUACUAUGAGCCGCACGGCAAGACAAAAUGA